Molecule: messenger RNA, 576 nt
Organism: Venustampulla echinocandica
Lineage: Eukaryota; Fungi; Ascomycota; Leotiomycetes; Helotiales; Pleuroascaceae
Exons: 2
Coding region: 1-576 (191 amino acids)
Biological process (GO): phospholipid transport
Cellular component (GO): mitochondrial intermembrane space
Molecular function (GO): phosphatidic acid transfer activity
Source: RefSeq, a predicted model, not a curated record
AUGAAGGUCUUUUCGAACGAGGAGACGUUCGACUACUCGUGGGAGGAGGUCUCUACGGCAAAUUGGCGGAAAUACUGUCCGUGGAACGACAAAUCGACGCAUGUCAUCGCCGUCGACACUUUAUCGCGACAGGUGGAUCCCCAAUCCGGAAUUCUACGGACUGAGCGAUUAAUUACCUGCAAACAAAGCGCUCCAAAGUGGUUGAGCGCGAUCCUCGGAGGAUCAGACACUUCCCACGUCUUCGAAACCUCAUAUGUUGACCCGGAAUCGAAAAAAGUCACCAUGGUGUCGUCGAAUUUGACAUAUUCAAAUAUCCUGAGCGUGAAGGAAUCAGUGGUCUACCAACCGCUCUCAGCUACACAGACACAGUUUGUCCAAGACGCGAAGAUCACCGCUUUGUGUGGUGGCUGGCAUAAGGUCAAGAAUGCCGUGGAAGAGGCCAGUGUUACUCGGUUUAGGGAAAACGCCCAGAAAGGAAAGGAAGGAUUCGAAGCAGUGCUCGAGAUGAGCCGGAGGGUUUUCGGCGAAGAGAAGCAAAAGUUAAAUGGAAUUGAACGAGAGAAGAUGGUGCUAUAG